Messenger RNA from Saccostrea cuccullata (small rock oyster), 1678 nucleotides. RefSeq lists its product as uncharacterized. The coding region runs from base 95 to 1159 and encodes 354 amino acids. NCBI's taxonomy places the organism in Eukaryota, Metazoa, Mollusca, Bivalvia, Ostreida, Ostreidae. The record is from RefSeq and is a predicted model, not a curated record. The transcript is spliced from 13 exons.
ACAGAGAUAAGUAAAAUUAUCACCGAUCAGGAAGAAUAAAAAAGAAGAUAAAAAAUAUAGGAAUAUACCGUUUCCAGCUGAUGCAUUUGAAAAAAUGGAAAAGAACAAGGAACAACCUGAAGAUGACCGGAACACCUAUGUUGAUCUCGUUUUGGAAUCGCACGAUGCAAACACUCAACAGACGAGUUGUCAAGUAGAACAUACCCAGAGUCAGAAAAAACGCAGAAGAUUUAUCCCUCUCAGAUUUCAUUCGAAAAUUUUCAAAGCUUCCAAAAAAAAACGUCACGUGGAUGAUCACAGAAUUAGCACAAAUAGCAGUAGCUAUGCCAGUUGUAAGACCUAUAAGAAAGACUCUGCUAAAAGUAACGUUUCUUCUCAUACGUACCUAGACAUUGAUCAGUGUAUACAUCAUAUCGAACUUGAAAGAUGCAACAGCAUUGCUACAGAAAGUUGUUUUUCCGAGAGGACUGAUGGAAAGCGUUUGGACACAAGUGAACAGGGGAUUCAGAAAGCGAACAAUGUUCCGAAAAUACUAUACCAGAUGGAACUUCCUAAAAAGACAGGUCGACAUGCAAAGAAAUACAUGGUCCUAUUCUGCAUGAUCUUAGUUUGUGCUAUUUUAUCAGCAGCCAUUGCAAGUGUUUUCAGCACAAGAAGUCUUAGUGAGAGCCUUCCUUCUGCUGUAGAUAAACAAUUGAGUGACGGUUCUUUUCUACAGCGAGUUAUGUCUAACGUUAGCAACGUAGACGUGAUGAAUCGUAUAGGUGGUUUACAAAAUGAUAUGGAAGAUUUUUCAAAUAGGACAAAGAUGAGCAUAGACUUGUUUUCACUAAGUUUUCCAAACAAAACAGAUUUUGACGUACUGAAAGUGGAAACCCACAGGCAAUUUUACAAAUUAAUUCAUGCAGUUAGAUGUAAAACCGACUGUACUUAUGAAGGGGACGGGAACUAUCAGUCAUGUUAUACAUGUGAGGGUUUUAUUACAUGUACAAAUCACAUUUUGAAAAAUAUGACCUGUGCUCCAACUCAUGAAUACGGAAAAGUCUACUGGGAUGAUUAUGAAAAAAGGUGCCUAUUUGGUUCAGACACCUGCAAUCCAUUGCACACUUUUUUCGAGGAAGAAAAAAAUUAUACGGAAAGCAAUAAAACUAAUUUUUGAAGAAAACCAUUUGAUAAGUGAUACGCAGGACAAAAAGUAUCCUUACAAAACUGAAUACCUUUUAUUUAAUAUCCUUUUGUUCUAUCAUCGCUGGAACCUUGGGUUCCUUUUGUUCUUUAUAAAUUGAACAAAGAUGGCUCUGCCAAGGAAUGGAAUUGUUUAUGUCUAUCUAAAGUGAUCAACAUCGUCAUCAACAAACAAUUUCGAGGUAUUUCAACUACUAGGUUCAUCAUCUUUUGUGUUGAUUCUAUAGUUAUCGGAUUUGCAGCAUUCAUUUCUGCACAAUUGAGUACGAUGAGGAGACUGAGUAACUUUGAACCAAAAUUAUAAUGAAGUUAAAUGUCAAGGUCUAUAUUUACUGUAAAUAUAAAAAAUCAUAGACUACUUCAAGCUGCCCAAUGUAUAAUAUUGUCAAUUAUAUGUCUCCACUUGUGACAAAUUAUGUAAAAACAAACACAGACUCUUUUGUGUAUAUUCAAAGUUUGUUUCAGAAGACCAUGAUGUCAAUGUGAAUACAUA